Messenger RNA from Bradysia coprophila, 1306 nucleotides. RefSeq names its product prostatic acid phosphatase-like. The record is from RefSeq and is a predicted model, not a curated record. Lineage: Eukaryota; Metazoa; Arthropoda; Insecta; Diptera; Sciaridae. Gene Ontology annotation, biological process: dephosphorylation. Gene Ontology annotation, molecular function: phosphatase activity.
AUCAAUAUUUAUCAGUUUUGAAUUUAGUGUUGUGAGGUGUGUACUGAUAUCGAAAGAUGUUUGUAACGAACGUUUUUCGGCUACUUUUUCUUCUAUUGAAUUCGGGCAUUUUUCUGGAAAUCGACUCUUCAUCUUGCAAUGUCUUCGACAAGAAAGAUUUUGAUAGAAACUCAGAAUUGAAGUUUGUGCAUGUGCUUUUCCGGCAUGGCGAUAGAAGUCCCAUCAUACAAGCUCCAGGAGACCUAUAUGAUCAGUCAAAAUGGCCGGACGGAUUGGGCCAAUUGACGAACUUGGGAAAACAGCAGCAGUUCAACUUAGGUAAAUGGCUUCGAUCCAGAUACAAUGGUUUCCUAUCGCCGUCCUAUAAAUUCGAUGAAAUCUAUAUUCAAUCAUCCGAUGUUGACCGUACGUUGAUGAGCGCUCAGGCCAAUUUGGCUGGACUUUAUGCACCGAGAGGGAGACAAAUUUGGAAUCCGUUAUUACUAUGGCAACCAAUUCCCGUCCACACGCAGCCCCAGGAAACUGACUAUUUGAUUGCUGGAGAGGUUCCGCUUACGUGUACGUCUUACCAGAAAGCACUGGAAGCGCAUCAGGAAUCGCCCGAAUACCUCGCUGAACUUCAAGAGAAAAAACCUUUUUUCGAUUAUAUUUCUUAUCAUUUGAAUGCAACCGUUAUUGAAAAUUACAUGACUUUGCUGUUGUUAUGGGAUGGUUGGGUUUGUAAUACCGCCCAUAAUUUACGUAUUCCAAGUUGGGCGAAACCUCUUUUCCUAAACAACGAAGCAUACUACAAGGCAGCAUUAAAGUACUACUACCUAACGACCGAAACACCGUAUUUAGCCAAAUAUUUCGGUGGAUUCUUGUUGAAGGACAUCUUAGACCGGCUAUCAAGCAAAGUUGGAAAAACUCUCGACCCCGAUCGUAAAUUCUGGAUUUACAGUUCACAUGAUUCUAAGGUCUUCGGCUUUCUAAACUCGUUGGGUGUAUCAGAUAAUAAAUUCGCUGGCUACACGGCAACGGUUAUCGUGGAAUUGAGGUCGUACAAAGACGAAAACUACGUGCAAAUAAUUUACAAAAAUCUGAACGAAACUCCAUAUGUGAUCAACAUUCCUGGAUGUGGAUACGCCUGUCCAUUGGAGAAAAUGUACGAAAUCUAUGCUACCAUCAUACCCAAACAGCCAUUCGACGUUGAAUGUCAGAUCGACGAGUGAGCAGUUUGUCAGAAAGUUGUGAUAAUUCUUAUGUCCGUGCAGGAUAUCUUGUAAUCGAUGUAUCUCAAGUAAAACCCUUUUUUUGGCCAACCAAA